AUGGGCCUAUUCGGCAUGGCGGCGAGCUAUCUCGCCUUUUCCGUCCUUCAUUUCUUCCAGUUUGUUCUGGCUGUGACCGUCUGUGGCCUCUACGCCGUCGAUCUCAAUCAUGCUAGAAGCGAGGGAAGCUAUAUUGACGGAAAAUGGGUUUUCGCAGUCGUAGUUGGCGCUCUCUCCGCGGUCACGGCCCUGAUAUACUUCAUCCCCUUCAUCCUGCGAUUCGCCAUCGUCUGGGCUUGGGAUGCCGUCUUAUUCAUUCUGUGGAUCGCCGUCUUUGGUCUCUUUGGUAAUAUGUACAUUAAGGAGAAUGCCGAGGGCGACAACGGGAUCCAGCGGAUGAAGAACGCCGUCUGGGUGGAUCUGGCUAACGCUCUUCUCUGGCUUAUCAGUGCCCUGGCAACGGCCGCCUAUUGGUGGAGACACCGCGAGCGCCGCACUCGGUUCACUGGCCGAGGAAAGGUUUAG
Colletotrichum graminicola M1.001 is the source of this 465-nucleotide messenger RNA. RefSeq lists its product as uncharacterized. The record is from RefSeq and is a predicted model, not a curated record. Bases 1 to 465 code for a protein of 154 amino acids. The transcript has 3 exons. NCBI's taxonomy places the organism in Eukaryota, Fungi, Ascomycota, Sordariomycetes, Glomerellales, Glomerellaceae.